UUGAAAAAUAGCGGAAUGCAGCCACAGCUGAGGAUAUUUCUAUCUCCCUCUCACCACCAGUGUUUGUCAUUUUGUCAUCAAUACUCGGUCGCCGUAAUUCAUUUUUUCCCUUCUUAAUAGCAGCUGUUUGUGGGAUAAUCAUCGGAGCUGGUGUAAACCGGUUAUAAGAGGACAAAAACAUGAGUGUCGAGGCGUACGGGCCGAGCUCACAGACUCUGACGUUCCUCGACACGGAGGAGACUGAGCUGCUGGGAGCGGACACCCAGGGCUCCGAGUACGACUUCACUGACUUUACACUGCCGAGCCAGACCCAGACACAAGGCCAAACCCAGAGCCAGCUGGAACACCAGGUCAAUGGUCCUGACGGCCUGCUUCAGAAUGGAGACGACCCGAUGCUUAAAGCCAGUCAGCUGCUGGCUGAGCUGAAUUUUGAAGAGGAUGAAGAGGACACCUAUUACACAAAGGAUCUACCUUUACAUGCCUGCAGUUACUGUGGGAUUCAUGAUCCAGCCUGUGUGGUUUACUGCAACACCAGCAAAAAGUGGUUUUGUAACGGCCGUGGAAACACAUCUGGCAGCCAUAUUGUAAACCACCUGGUGAGAGCGAAGUCCAAGGAGGUGACCCUGCAUAAAGAUGGCCCUCUGGGGGAAACGGUACUUGAGUGCUACAACUGCGGCUGUCGCAACGUCUUCCUCCUGGGCUUCAUCCCUGCCAAAGCUGACUCAGUAGUGGUGUUACUGUGCAGGCAGCCAUGUGCCAGCCAGAGCAGCCUGAAGGACAUCAACUGGGACAGCUCACAGUGGCAGCCGCUUAUCCAAGACCGCUGCUUCCUGUCAUGGCUCGUCAAAAUCCCUUCAGAGCAGGAGCAGCUCCGUGCUCGUCAGAUCACCGCCCAGCAGAUUAACAAGCUGGAGGAGCUCUGGAAGGAAAAUCCCACUGCCACUUUGGAGGACCUGGAGAAGCCCGGUGUGGACGAAGAGCCCCAACAUGUGCUGCUUCGCUACGAGGAUGCCUACCAGUACCAGAACAUCUUUGGUCCUCUGGUCAAGCUGGAGGCUGACUAUGAUAAGAAACUCAAAGAGUCCCAGACUCAAGACAACAUUACAGUCAGAUGGGAUUUGGGCCUGAAUAAAAAGAGGAUUGCUUAUUUUACUAUUCCCAAGACGGAUUCUGACAUGCGACUGAUGCAGGGAGAUGAAAUUUGCCUGAGGUACAAAGGAGACCUGGCCCCUCCAUGGAAAGGCAUUGGACAUGUCAUCAAAGUUCCUGAUAACUAUGGUGAUGAGAUCGCCAUAGAGCUGAGGAGCAGUGCGGGGGCUCCAGUGGAGAUCCCUCACAACUUUCAGGUCGACUUUGUGUGGAAAUCCACUUCCUUUGACAGGAUGCAGAGCGCGCUGAAGACCUUUGCUGUGGAUGAGACUUCAGUGUCUGGUUACAUCUACCACAAACUUCUUGGACACGAGGUAGAGGAUGUGGUCAUCAAGUGCCAACUGCCAAAACGCUUCACUGCUCAGGGCCUGCCUGACCUUAACCACUCCCAGGUGUAUGCUGUGAAAACCGUGCUUCAGCGUCCCCUCAGUCUGAUCCAGGGUCCUCCUGGCACAGGGAAGACUGUCACCUCUGCCACCAUUGUCUACCACCUGGCUCGACAGGGCAAUGGGCCGGUGCUGGUGUGUGCUCCCAGUAACAUUGCCGUGGACCAGCUGACAGAGAAGAUCCAUCAGACUGGACUAAAGGUAGUGAGGCUGUGUGCAAAGAGCAGGGAGGCCAUCGAUUCACCUGUGUCCUUCCUGGCUCUGCACAACCAGACCCGUAACAUGGACAGUAUGCCUGAACUUCAAAAGCUCCAACAGCUGAAGGACGAGACUGGAGAGCUGUCCUCCUCUGAUGAGAAGCGCUACAGAGCUUUGAGACGCACUGCUGAGAGGGAGCUGUUAAUGAAUGCCGAUGUGAUCUGCUGCACCUGUGUCGGUGCUGGAGAUCCUCGUCUGGCUAAGAUGCAGUUCCGCUCAAUCCUGAUUGAUGAGAGCACCCAGGCCACUGAACCAGAGUGCAUGGUUCCUGUAGUUCUGGGGGCUAAACAGUUGAUUCUGGUGGGUGAUCACUGCCAGCUGGGCCCUGUGGUGAUGUGUAAGAAGGCAGCUAAAGCUGGUUUGUCUCAGUCUCUGUUUGAGCGUCUGGUGGUUUUGGGGAUCCGGCCGAUCCGUCUGCAGGUCCAGUACCGCAUGCACCCAGCCCUCAGCGCCUUCCCCUCCAACAUCUUCUAUGAGGGCUCUCUGCAGAACGGGGUCACAGCCGCUGACCGUGUAAAGAAAGGCUUUGACUUCCAGUGGCCGCAGCCCGACAAGCCGAUGUUCUUUUAUGUUACUCAAGGCCAAGAGGAAAUUGCCAGCUCUGGAACAUCCUAUCUCAACAGAACUGAGGCCGCCAAUGUAGAGAAAAUCACCACCAGGUUGCUGAAGGCUGGAGCAAAACCAGAUCAGAUUGGCAUCAUCACGCCCUACGAGGGACAGAGGUCCUACCUGGUCCAGUACAUGCAGUUUAGUGGCUCCCUCCACACCAAACUCUACCAGGAGGUGGAAAUAGCCAGUGUGGAUGCCUUUCAAGGCAGAGAGAAGGACUUCAUCAUCCUCUCCUGUGUCAGGGCCAAUGAGCAUCAGGGCAUUGGCUUUCUCAACGAUCCCCGACGUCUCAAUGUGGCGCUCACCAGAGCAAGGUAUGGUGUGAUCAUUGUGGGAAAUCCAAAGGCCCUGUCGAAGCAGCCUCUGUGGAACCACCUGUUGAACUACUAUAAGGAGCAGAAGGUCCUUGUGGAGGGGCCCCUCAACAACCUGAGGGAGAGCCUCAUGCAAUUUAGCAAGCCCCGAAAGCUGGUCAACACCAUCAACCCUGGAGGUCGAUUCAUGAGCACUGCCAUGUAUGAUGCAAGGGAGGCUCUCAUUCCUGGAUCUGUUUAUGACCGCAGCAGCAACGGAAGGGCAUCCAAUAUGUAUUUCCAGACCCAUGACCAGAUUGGCAUGAUUGGCACAGGAAGCAAUCCCAUGACAUCCAUGAACAUUCCCAUCCCAUUCAACCUGGUGAUGCCCCCCAUACCUCCUCCAGGGUACAUGGGACAGGUCAAUGGACCCACAGGAGGUCGUGGAGGAGGGAUGAAAGGCAAAGCAGGUGGUGGAGGAGGUGGCGGGGCUCGAGGUGGCCGCCAAAGAAACCGGGGAAACAUGGGUAACCAUGGAGGAGGAGAGCGCGGGCAGCACGGAGGCCACAUGAGUGGCAGCCAGGCCAGUCAGGACCUGGGCUCUCAACCGUUCUCUCAGGGGCCUCUGACGCAGGGCUACAUCAACAUGAGCCAGCCGUCACAGAUGAGCCAGCCGGGGCUCUCCCAGCCUGAACUCUCACAGGACAGUUACCUUGGUGACGAGUUCAAGUCCCAGAUUGAUGUGGCUCUGUCCCAGGACUCCACCUACCAGGGGGAGCGGGCCUACCAACACGGUGGUCUGACUGGACUGUCCCAGUACUAGAUUGAUGCUGGAAAGGAGCUAGGCCCGUGAAAAGCUUAGUUCAUUGGUAUUUUAAUCUGGGUAAUAACAAAAAAGAACAAACAAGGAUACCCGUUUUCCACUGCUACAACCGAAGCACCACUGUGUGAAAGUAACAGGAGAGAGACCGUGAGAAACCAACCAGUCACAAGAGUGAGAGCAAAAAAAGGGAGUAGAGCUGGACAGGAAGCGAGUAAGAGACGAGAGAGAGAGAGAGAGAGAGAGAGAAGGCACUGCUGCUCACAGGCGAAGACAUGGCGAAGGAGAAAGCUGUGAUUGUCGGAGCAGCACAGUCUGAGAGGCGAGACCUUGGACAGGUCAAGGGGAGUGGAAGGUCCAAACGAUUCUGGAGAGGGGGCGACUGUGUCAUCUUGUCCCUUGUGUGUCCCUGAACCCUCGGGGACCUUCACGUGGUGGGGUUGGAAAACUUGCUCCAAAAGAAAGAUGGAGAAGAUGGGCGUCUCUCACAAAAAUGUCCUCCAAGCUAACUCAGCAGGACAUCUUCUGUGACUUGGAGAGAGAUAGAGAGAAAACAAACGGGGACACAACUCGUGAUGCAGUUGAUAUGGCAACUUUUUUAAACUCAAAGCUUGAAUUGAGACUCUGCGUUUGGUCACAUUUAAGCGUCCAGGAGAGAAGAGUGUGAAACGCUGUUUGGCUACUCAAGUGAACUCUGAAGUGCUUGUGUUGUUGUGCCUCGAGGGGUUCAAAUGAAGUUUGAGGAUUCAUUUAGCCACAGAUCAUUCACUUUUCAUUCUCAGCUUUGAGUUGGAACAUUUCAAAAUGAAAGCUGUUUUCAUUGAGGUUUUUCAGAAAGAACGAGUGGUGGACAUUCUAAAAACAUUAAAGAGAAAACAUCGUUGUCUCCAGAUCUGAGGAGGUACACUCCAGAGAUCUUGACAUAGUGAGACAAUUUAGUUUUGUUUUAGUCGUGAAAGUGAACACUAUGACCAACUUUCAACUGAAGGAAGUGCUCAUUGUUUCCUGGUGACUCUUAAUGAUCCACUAAUGAUAGUAGACGGAUCAUCUUGAGCUUAUGCUGCUAAAUGCAUCAAGUGAGCCAAAUGAAUAGAGCACUAACUCCCAAAGAGACAUGACAUGUUUAAAAAACAUGCAUAGUGAAAUUAUACAUGAAGGAUUUCAGCUAUUUAAUUAAAAAAAUAACUUUCAUGGUAGACAUGCUAGUUUUCAUGCUCUUACACGGGUACUCAGUACAGAGGAUGAUGAACACUUCUUCUGCCCCGUCUUAAAACAUAAAUGUGUUUUAGUGAACAUUGAUCUAAAAUUUCACCCUGUUAGAAUUUGGUGUAAGAUCUUUUUCAUUCAUUCAUUCGCUCAUUACAAAUGAGACAUUAUAUAUAGAACGUGAACUAUGAACUUUGCCAUAAAGAUGCAUUUAAGUUAUUUAGACAUGAUGACCCAUGGGCCAUCUUUAAGCUUGAUAAGAACUUUGACAAACAUUUGUAGACGUCUUAGUUUUAGUGCUCUGCAUGUGUUGUUCAUUUUAAUUUAUUAGUAACUUAUUUUCAUUUGUAUGUCUACAAACCACACAACACUGUAAA
This is a messenger RNA of Labrus mixtus (cuckoo wrasse), 5098 nucleotides long. RefSeq names its product regulator of nonsense transcripts 1. Gene Ontology annotation, molecular function: RNA binding; zinc ion binding; hydrolase activity. Gene Ontology annotation, cellular component: cytoplasm. The record is from RefSeq and is a predicted model, not a curated record. Lineage: Eukaryota; Metazoa; Chordata; Actinopteri; Labriformes; Labridae. Gene Ontology annotation, biological process: nuclear-transcribed mRNA catabolic process, nonsense-mediated decay. The transcript has 24 exons. The coding region runs from base 180 to 3518 and encodes 1112 amino acids.